AUGCCCCUUUUUGGUAAAAAAAACUCGACAAAAAAAUCUAAAAAAAAUGCUAAGGAUUACAGUCAAAUGCCAUCAAUCGAAAAUAAAUAUGUCAUGAAAAAAUUAUUAGGUACAGGCGCAUUCUCUGAAGUCAGAUUAGCAGAAAGUAAAGAAUGCCCCGGUCAGUUAUAUGCUGUUAAAAUAAUCGAUAGGAAAGCGUUGAAGGGCAAAGACGAUUCGCUUGAAAACGAAAUAAAAGUUUUGAGAAGAUUAAAACAUCCAAAUAUUGUACAAUUGUUGGAAACAUUCGAAGAUAAGCACAAGGUAUAUCUCAUCAUGGAAUUGGUAUCUGGAGGAGAAUUAUUCGAUAGGAUUGUAGAAAAGGGUUCGUACACGGAAAAGGACGCAUCGGAUUUGAUAAGACAAGUCAUGGAAGCCGUGGACUACAUGCACGAACAGGGUGUCAUACACAGAGAUUUGAAACCGGAAAAUUUAUUAUAUUAUUCGCAGCAUCCGGAUUCAAAAAUAAUGAUAAGCGAUUUCGGAUUAUCUAAAAUGGAAGAUUCUGGAAUCAUGGCGACAGCUUGCGGAACUCCUGGGUACGUCGCUCCGGAAGUCCUAGCACAGAAACCCUACGGUAAAGCCGUCGACGUUUGGUCAUUAGGUGUCAUAUCUUACAUAUUACUAUGCGGGUACCCACCAUUUUACGAUGAAAACGAUGCCAAUCUUUUCGCUCAGAUACUCAAAGGAGAAUUCGAAUUCGAUUCACCGUAUUGGGAUGAAAUAAGUGAUUCGGCAAAGGAUUUUAUUAGAAAUUUAAUGUGCGUCGACGUCGAAAAGAGGUACACGUGCAAGCAAGCGUUGGCACAUCCGUGGAUAUCAGGAAACGCAGCAAGCAACCGUAACAUACACGGAACCGUUUCGGAACAAUUGAAAAAAAAUUUUGCAAAAUCGAGAUGGAAACAAGCUUAUCACGCGGCUACCGUGAUAAGGCAAAUGCAAAGAAUGGCACUGAAUUCAAGUUCCGGAGGUGGGAGGAGUCCGCAACCUACGACGAGAAACACGACGACGACGACAAACUCGGAUGGAAAUUAA
Messenger RNA from Pediculus humanus corporis (human body louse), 1074 nucleotides. Its product is annotated as cAMP-dependent protein kinase catalytic subunit, putative. NCBI's taxonomy places the organism in Eukaryota, Metazoa, Arthropoda, Insecta, Psocodea, Pediculidae. Gene Ontology annotation, biological process: protein phosphorylation. Gene Ontology annotation, molecular function: calmodulin binding; ATP binding; calcium/calmodulin-dependent protein kinase activity. The record is from RefSeq and is a predicted model, not a curated record. Bases 1 to 1074 code for a protein of 357 amino acids. The transcript has 4 exons.